Messenger RNA from Anopheles gambiae (African malaria mosquito), 2048 nucleotides. RefSeq names its product pro-resilin (gene Muc91C). The record is from RefSeq and is a predicted model, not a curated record. The transcript has 2 exons. Gene Ontology annotation, cellular component: RNA polymerase II transcription regulator complex. Gene Ontology annotation, molecular function: transcription coactivator activity. Gene Ontology annotation, biological process: positive regulation of transcription by RNA polymerase II. NCBI's taxonomy places the organism in Eukaryota, Metazoa, Arthropoda, Insecta, Diptera, Culicidae. The coding region runs from base 213 to 2048 and encodes 611 amino acids.
UUGAUUUGAAUAUCAUUCCACCAACGGACACGGUUCAGUUCGUUUAGAUAGGGGGUUCAUCGGUAAAGAUAAAACAGCUGUGAACCGUUGUGAACCUAGGACUCGCCAGGAGUCGCCGGACGUGAGCUACGCAAGGAUACAAUACACAGCCGUACCCGUACGAUCUCCAGUGAGAGAAGAAGAUACGCUUACCUCGCGAUACUAGCCGUGGCAUGAUGGUAGCUUUCCGCCGCACUCACCUGACCGCCCUGGUGGUGGUGUGCUGUGCCGUCCUUGUGCCUGUCCGCACUGCCUCGACCAGCCUGGCGAAGCGUGAGGCACCGCUUCCGCCGAGCGGCAGCUAUCUGCCACCGUCGGGCGGUGCCGGCGGCUACCCGGCAGCGCAGACGCCGUCCUCGAGCUACGGAGCCCCGACCGGCGGUGCUGGAAGCUGGGGCGGUAACGGCGGUAAUGGAGGGCGCGGUCACUCGAACGGCGGCGGUUCGUCGUUCGGUGGUUCGGCCCCGUCGGCUCCUUCCCAGUCGUACGGUGCGCCUAGCUUCGGUGGCCAAAGCACGGGCGGGUUCGGUGGACACAGCUCGGGCGGUUUCGGUGGACACAGCUCGGGUGGACACGGUGGCAACGGAAACGGCAACGGCAACGGAUACUCGAGCGGACGCCCAUCGAGCCAGUACGGACCACCGCAGCAGCAGCAGCAGCCUCAACAGCAGCAGCAGUCGUUCCGUCCGCCAUCGACCAGCUACGGAGUGCCGGCCGCUCCUUCCCAGUCGUACGGUGCCCCGGCCCAGCAGCACAGCAACGGAGGCAACGGUGGAUACUCGAGCGGCCGUCCCUCGACGCAGUACGGUGCUCCGGCCCAGUCGAACGGAAACGGUUUCGGCAAUGGUCGCCCGUCGUCCAGCUACGGUGCUCCGGCCCGUCCCUCGACCCAGUACGGUGCUCCGUCGGCCGGCAACGGUAACGGAUACGCUGGCAAUGGCAAUGGACGCAGCUACAGCAAUGGCAACGGCAACGGACAUGGAAACGGUCACAGCAAUGGCAACGGCAAUAAUGGCUACUCCCGUGGCCCGGCUCGUCAACCGUCGCAGCAGUACGGACCGCCGGCUCAGGCUCCUUCCAGCCAGUACGGACCGCCGGCUCAGGCUCCUUCGAGCCAGUAUGGUGCUCCUGCCCAGACCCCGUCCAGCCAGUACGGAGCCCCUGCCCAGACCCCCUCAAGCCAGUACGGAGCCCCUGCCCAGACCCCCUCAAGCCAGUACGGUGCUCCAGCGCCAUCUCGCCCCUCCCAGCAAUAUGGAGCCCCUGCCCCAUCUCGACCAUCCCAGCAGUACGGUGCCCCUGCCCAGACUCCGUCCUCUCAGUAUGGUGCCCCUGCUCAGACUCCUUCUAGCCAAUACGGUGCCCCUGCCCAGACCCCAUCCUCCCAGUACGGUGCCCCUGCCCAGACUCCGUCGAGCCAGUACGGUGCCCCGGCUCAGCAGCCCUCCAGCCAGUACGGAGCCCCUGCUCCGUCGCGUCCUUCCCAGCAGUACGGUGCCCCGGCUCAGCAGCCCUCCGCCCAGUACGGAGCUCCCGCCCAGACCCCGUCCAGCCAGUACGGAGCUCCCGCUCCAUCGCGUCCCUCGCAGCAGUACGGAGCGCCCGCUCAGGCUCCUUCCAGCCAGUACGGAGCUCCCGCCCAAACCCCAUCCUCCCAGUACGGCGCUCCCGCUCAGCAGCCAUCCAGCCAGUACGGUGCGCCCGCCCAGGCCCCAUCCUCGCAGUACGGUGCGCCGAGCUUCGGCCCGACCGGUGGUGCCUCGUUCAGCAGCGGCAACGGUAACGUCGGUGGCAGCUACCAGGUAAGCUCGACCGGCAACGGCUUCUCGCAGGCCUCCUUCUCGGCCAGCAGCUUCUCGCCGAACGGGCGCACGUCCCUGUCGGCCGGUGGCUUCAGCUCCGGCGCCCCAUCGGCCCAGUCGGCCGGCGGAUACAGCUCCGGCGGUCCGUCGCAGGUUCCCGCCACGCUGCCCCAGUCGUACUCGUCCAACGGAGGUUACAACUACUAG